Paramecium primaurelia is the source of this 3781-nucleotide messenger RNA. The record is from the annotation of a GenBank genome assembly. Lineage: Eukaryota; Ciliophora; Oligohymenophorea; Peniculida; Parameciidae.
AUGAUUGGAAGACCUCCAAGAACUAGAAAUGAAAGAUAGUAAAAUCCUUAGAUCAGUGAAGAUUAAUUGAAAAUAGAGCUUUAGAUGCAAGCAGAAAAUAAAAAGAGAGAAUUAAGAAUGCAACAACUUUAAGAGAAGGAAGAAAAUUUAAAAUAAUUAGAGUAUGCAGGACAAGAUGUUGAAUCAUUUAGGAAUAAGGUAUAUGCAGAAUAUCAGGAUGUCAUUCCACAGUAAUCUAAAGCUGAGUAAGAAAGGGCUGCUCGAAUUAAAUUGAGAGAAGAGGAAAGAUUGAGAAGAAAGAAUGGCUUAGGAAGUGCUUACGAAUAAGAAAAAGAGAGAUUACCUGUCUAGUUAGAAUAAAAGCUUUUACAAAAUUUGAAUCAAAUGAAUAAUAAUUAAAAUGCAGAUUGGUUAGAUAAAUAAUAAGUUAUUUCAAAUCAAAAUAAUGCUAAAUAACAUUAUUAACAAUAACCCAUUGUUAAUUAUUAUCCUGAUCAAGUUUAUGGUGCAAGAUAAAUAUAAUAGUCGUAAGUUAAUAAUUAAAUUAAGAAUGAAUCAUAAAAAUAUUAAGAUAAGUAAAGUUAUGAACAACGUUAUUAACCACCACCUCAAAUGAAUAAUAAUAGUAAUUAUUAGAAAAACAAAAUUAAUGAAGCAGCAGAAUAAGAAAGGGAAAAAAAAAGAAAAUAUAAAGAAUAAUUAGACAUGUAGAUUAGUUAGAAAGGUUAAUAAAAUUAAUAACAAAUAUAAAACCAAUAGGGAUUGUAAUAAUAUUAAUAAUAAUAAAAUUAUCAGUACCAAUAAUAAUAAUAGAAUUAGUAAUAAUAAUUAAAACCACAUUCAUAAUAGAGUUAGAGAUAACCUUAGGCUGAAGUAGAUUUCUUUUCAAAAUUUGGUUAACCUUAAUCCUAGUAAGGUUGGAGAUCAUAAUAAUAACAAUAAUAAUAGUAGUAAAAUUAGGAUAAUGCAGCAUUACAAAGGAUGAAAUAUAGAGAAGAACUUGAUCGUUAAAUUUUGGAAAAAAAAAAUAGAGAAAUGGAAUAAUAGUAAUAAAAAAAUCAAUAAGACUUUGCCAAAAGGCCAGCCAGUAAUCCAACAAAUGUGUUUGAUUUUCCAUAAGAAUAUGAUUAUAGAAAUAAUCCACCUCCUUAAUCUCCUAAUUAUUAUUAGCCCCCAUAAUCUGCACCAACUGAUGAUUAAUCAAAAGGAAGAUUCCUGUAGAGAAGAUUCACAAGUGGAUAGCCUGAAGAUCCGCAAAAAUAAGCUAUAAAGGAACAAUAUGCAGAAGAAUUAAAAAGAUAAAUGGAGGAAAAGAAAAGAAAGAAAAAAGAAGAGGAAGAGGAAAAUAGAAGAAGAGAUGAAAUAGAAUAAUAACAAUUUUAGUAGUAAAUAUUACUUGAGAAAAAAAGAUAGGAAGAGUAAGUUAAAUUAAAAUAAGCUGAAUUUGAUUAACCUGUUUAACAAAAAGAGGUAGUAAGGAGAGGAAAAUAAAAUAUAUAAAACGACCAACCUUAGUAAGACAUUAUUAAGAAAUCUGCCUUACAAAUUUUAUCUCCAGAAAGUGCUUUGUAAAGAGAAUAAUUAUCAUCCGUUUAAGAUCAAAAGUAUUAAUAAUAAUAAUAAUCAUAACAAUAAUAACAAUAAUAAUAACAACAAUUAUAAUAUAUGUAAUAGUAAUAACCUCAAUAUUAAUAAUAUUCCUAAGUUUAGUAACAUGUUCAAUAAACACCUUAUUAGCAUAUCCCUUACCAUCCUCCUAUGUCGCCGUUGAUGAAUGUUUAUAAUCAAUUCCAUUAAUAGGAUAAUUUAUAACAAUAUCAAUAAGUACUUUUCAAUGAUCAAAAUACACAUCAUCCAUAAGCUAUUAUGGUUCAUUAAUAAUAUUUGAUGUAGCUCCAACAAAACAGAUAGGAAAUUGAUCUAGUCAGACAAAUAUUAGAAGAAAAACUUAGACUGUAAUAAAUAGAAAUGUAGAAUCAACUAUUAAUAGAUUAGUACUCAAGAAAAGUAAUGGAUAUUUAAAGGGAGUAAAAGUUAUUUGAGCAAGAAAUCAUAAAAUUGUAAGACUUUAUUCAAGGUAAAUAAAAGCGUCCUUUAGAUCCAACUGUCUUUGCCUCUAGCGUUUAUUUUAAUGCUUUAGGUAAAAAAGAUAAUAUAAAUUAAUCACCCCAUUAAUAAUAGAUAGCUAACAUAUAACCAAUUAAAAUCUCUCCCUUUUCAUCUCCUACUGCUAAUUCAUAAGCUUAAUAAUUUUAGAAGUAAUUUAAAUAAUCAGAUAUAUCAUCUUAAUAUUCGCAUUAAUAUUAAGAAGUAAAUUAGUUACUUCCUGAAAAACAUUUAUAACCUUAUCCUUAAUAAUAAUAAUAAUAAUAAUAAUAAUAAUAAUAAUAAUAAUAAUAAUAAUAAUAAUAAUAAUAAUAAUAAUAAUAAUUCUUACAAUAAAAUAAUAAACCAAAAGGAAUUACAGAAUCUAUGAUUGAUAAUGAUGUUGAAUUACCUGCUGAAUCUGAGUAUGUAAAUUAUACUGAAGAAUAAUUAGGUAAGAGUUUUAUGCCAGAAUUAAAAGAAUUAAAAUUAAAGACACAAAAUUCUUAAAUCAAAUAAUCUGAAAAUGCAAAAACACUAUAAUCAUAAUAAUUCAAGACCCUUCAAUCAUAAAACUUUUCAAAUAAUGACUUUUAAUAACAUAUUUAAUAAAAAUCAUCUAUUACAGAUGAAAGUUGUGAAUUACCAACAAAUGCAAUUUAGAAAUCGAUUCCUCCUUAAUUAAGUCGAGUUUAAGCAAGCCAGAAUGAGUAAGACAAUUUUUAAGAUGAAGAAAUUGAUGAAUCAAAUUAAAAUUCAGAUGAACAAGAUUAUGAAUAAAAAGAUUUUGAACCUGAAGAGGAAGAUGUUAAUGAAUAAAAUAUUGAUAAUCCAUUUGAUUAGAAAGAUUAAUAGGAUGAUUAAAAUGAGAAUUCAGAUAAAGAAUAAUAUGAUAUUGAGAUACCAAAUCCAUAAAAUUAUGAUUUAAACAUGUUAAAGACCCAAGAAUAUUAUGCUAUGUUUGUUGAAAAUAUCAAACCUUAAUCAAGAUAAUAAGAAUUAAAAUUUCCAGCAAAAUUACUUUAAUAAAAUACUUUAAAAUUGAAUAAUGAUACUAUAUAAUAAUCAAGUAUGUGUGAAUAAAGUGAGAUUAUAGAAAGUUAGUUAAAGUGUAACAAUGAAAAUUAAGGGGAUGUUGAGGAAGUGUAAAUGAGUUAGGCUUAAUUUUCUGUAUAUUAAUAAUCAAUGGCAAUACCAGAGGAUGAAGAACCCUCAUAGCCUGUUGCAUCAUAAAAUGCAUUAAAAAACUCGAGUAGAAAAUAUUAAAAACCUAAAACAGUAGAUAUUUUUAAAAAUGAACAAUAGAGAAAUUCAAAUCCAUAAUCUCAAAAUUAAAUUCCUCAACUUUAGGAGCAAUCAAGAUGUACCAAUUAACAAAUCCCAGAUUAAUCAAGAUGUACAAAUUAAUAGAUGCCUGAUUAAUCUCGUUGUACUAAUCAAAAUCCAAUUGCUUCUCAAACUUUUCUAUAUCAACCAAGAGUUGAAUUAGUUAAAUCCAGAUUAGAAAACCUUUUUUAACAUACUAAUGAAUUAAUGGCGGAUCUACCAAAAGUAAAAGUUGAAAAGAUAGUGGCUGUCGAUGAUGAUGAAAUCAAAUCUUAUAAAAUUGAGGAGAAUUCUUAGUGGUAGUAACAAUUAGAUUUGUUUGCCUACGAAUAAAGCCAUAGUUGAAAUUAAUUAAAAAUAUAUAUAUAUU